Molecule: messenger RNA, 2449 nt
Organism: Prionailurus viverrinus (fishing cat)
Lineage: Eukaryota; Metazoa; Chordata; Mammalia; Carnivora; Felidae
Product: zinc finger protein 577-like
Exons: 6
Coding region: 384-2009 (541 amino acids)
Biological process (GO): central nervous system development; regulation of transcription by RNA polymerase II
Cellular component (GO): nucleus
Molecular function (GO): DNA-binding transcription factor activity, RNA polymerase II-specific; RNA polymerase II cis-regulatory region sequence-specific DNA binding
Source: RefSeq, a predicted model, not a curated record
GAGGCUGAGGUGGGACUCGGGGGGUUCUGUGGACACAGAGGCAAAGUGUUCAGAGGCGUGGUACCGUGGUUUUCUCCAGUGGUGAAGAGCGAGGCCAUCGCCAGUUGACUGUUUUUGUUAUCUGCAAAUAAUUUUGGUCAGGUGGCAAGUGUAUGGACUGUGGAAUAAGAAGAACCUGCUUCUGCCUCUGACUUGGGUUCUAGUCCAGGGGAACAAGGCAUUAUUGGUCCUAGAAGAAGGAGGAGGUUCCAGGCCUGGGAGAUCAUCAUUUCUGGCAGCAGCCUGACCUGAGAUACCUUGACCGUAUCUUCUGGGCAGGCCCAGAGCAGACAGAAGACAGAGCAUAUCCUGGAGUUUCUAGCCCUUUUUAAGAACAGGAGAAAAUGACCAAGGCCCAGGCACCGUUAUCAUUUGAGGACGUGGCCGUGAGCUUCUCCCGGGAGGAGUGGCGGCUCCUGGUCCCCGCCCAGAAGGACCUGUACCGGGACGUGAUGCUGGAGAACUACAGGAACCUGGUGUCAGUGGGUGCCCAAGCUAAAAUACUUGGUGCCAAGUCUUCAGUGAUUUCCCAUUUUACAGAAUACCAAGCCAGCGAACCAGAUUCACUCUUCCAGUUGGAGCAUGGAGGACCACUGUGGGCAGUAGAGGGAGCAGCUCCGAGGCCACCCUGUCCAGAAGAAAUAUGGGAGAUUGACCAUAUGCAGUGGCACCCAGAAAACCAAAACGAGAUUAAAACUUUGGAAAGAUGUCAGCAAAAUUAUGCACUUGGAAAUAAUUUCAAUUUAUGCAAAAGUCUUGUUCCUUUAACACAAAGACACAAUAAAUUUGGUUCACAUUGUAAAGGUUUAAAAUCACAUUUAGGUUUUGUUCUCCAGAAUAGAAGAUAUGCAGGAGAAGAUCCUGAUGAGUUUAGUGGAUAUGGGAAAUCCUCUGUCUACAUCCAACAGGAUACAACUCUUACUGGAAUUAAAUGCACUGAAUCACAGCUUGGUGAACAUCAAAAAACUUACGCAGAAGAGAAACCACAUGAAUGCAGUGAGUGCGGUAAGGUCUUCUCCAGGAAGGCACAGCUCAUUAGACAUCAGAGAACUGAAAGGGGAGAAAAGCCCCAUGGAUGCAGUGAAUGUGGGAAGACAUUCAUGAGGAAGAUUCAGCUCACUGAACACCAGAGAAUUCAUACUGGAGAGAAGCCCCAUGAAUGUAAUGAAUGUGGAAAAGCGUUCUCUAGGAAGUCACAGCUUAUGGUACAUCAGAGAACUCACACAGGGGAGAAACCCUAUGGAUGCAGUGAAUGUGGAAAAGCCUUCAGCAGGAAGUGCCGGCUCAAUAGACACCAGCGAUCUCACACUGGAGAGAAACUCUAUGGAUGCAGCGUGUGUGGGAAGGCCUUUUCCCAGAAGGCGUACCUCAUUGCACAUCAGAGACUUCACACAGGAGAGAAGCCUUACGAGUGCAGUGAAUGUGGAAGAACUUUCUUUUUUAAGUCAGACCUGACCAAGCAUCAGAGAAUUCAUACAGGAGAGAAACCUUAUGAAUGCAGUGAGUGCGAAAAAGCCUUCAGGAGCAAGUCAAAGCUCAUUCAGCAUCAGCGAACUCAUACUGGAGAGAGGCCGUAUGCAUGCAGUGAAUGUGGCAAAGCCUUUGCCCACAUGUCAGUCCUCAUGAAACAUAAGAAAACUCAUGCAAGAGAGAAAACUAUAAAUUCACUGAAAGUGGAGAAACCUUCCUCAGGGAGUCAUAGCUCUUUUUACGUGAGUAAACUUGCCCAGGAGCAAAACCAGAUGAACACGGUGCCUGUGGAAAUACCUUCUUCGGGAACUCAGCCCUUGUUAAACCUCAGUGAGCUCCUUGGGGGUAGAAAUGUAGUGUUUGUGGAACAGCCUUUUCUAAGAAGUCAGGCCUCAGUAAGUAAUCUGGAAUUUGCACAGGGAAUAUGUCUUGCAAAUGCAGUGAAUGUGACCACACCUUCUGUAAUAAAUUAUGUUUUAUAUGUUACAGACAUUGUGUAAGAAAGAAAAUCCUCUGGUACCAGGAUCUAUCUGAUACUAGAAAAGCCUUUAGCAAGAAUCCUCCACACAUUCUAUGUGAGAGCUCAUUUUGGGCAGAAAUGCUAUGGAGGCAGCGGUGGUGGAGGCUACGUCUGUGAGAAUUCAGACUUAUUAAAUAUCCAUGAAAGCCCAGUCCACAGAAAUGCAGCUAUUGUGGGGAACCCAUUUCCUGGAGAUGAUUAUCUCCAUUGCUAUCAAAGAAUUCCCACAGGACCAGAACAUGAGGAAAGAAUGUGAUGAUGUUUUCAAUGAUAAGUUGUACCUAAUCACAUGCCAGAGAAGUGUAGAAAGAUAUUAGAGACACUGAAUACAGACAGCAUUUUUAGUAAAAUGUGGAAGAACUCAUAGGAAAGAGAGACCCCUGAAUGCAAUAAAAGAUGGAAAUUCUAUCACCAAACUAA